AAGUCUUUUCUUUCUAACUACUACGUUCUACCCAGUAGUUUAAAUACCACAUAACCCAGCAAUCUAUAUUCACACUCAAAUCAUCCUUUUCUCCUUUUUGUAAUAACCAAGAUUUUCCUAUGGCUACUUUCGAUUACGGGUUGAUGAUCAGCAUGAUGAUGACCAUCUUGUUGGCUUCCUUUGUAUCUGCAGAUCCUGAUUUGCUUCAAGAUGUUUGUGUUGCAGAUCUUACUUCAGGUGUAAAAAUAAACGGGUUCCCUUGCAAAAGCAACAUAUCAGCCGAUGAUUUCUUCUUCGCGGGGUUAGCAAAGCCGGGGCUAACUAACAACACCUUCGGUGCAACCGUUACACUAGCUACUGUCCAACAAAUCAAAGGAGUAAACACCCAGGGGGUAUCCAUGGCUCGCAUUGAUUAUGCACCAGGGGGUAUCAACACACCGCACACACAUCCACGCGCCACUGAGAUAUUUUUUGUGCUCGAAGGCGAAUUGGAUGUCGGGUUCAUCACCACAGAAAAUAAACUCUUCUCCAAAAGAAUUAAGAAAGGUGAAAUCUUUACAUUUCCUAGAGCUUUAAUUCACUUCCAAAUAAACAAGGGGAAAGUUCCUGCCGCCGCUCUUGCAGCCUUCAACAGCCAGAUGCCGGGACUCCAAAGUGUGGCAAAUGCUUUGUUUGCCUCAUCUCCACCGGUGGAUGAUGUUGUGUUGAGUAAAUCAUUCCAAAUUGGGACUCAAGAGGUUGAGACAAUUAAGUCCAAAUUUGCUCCAAAAAAGUAAAAUAUUAAAGGAUACAACUAUCUAUUAUGGGUUUUCAAGUUUCUAUUUGUUUUUUUUUUUUUUUGGAAUAAUGGGUUUAUGACACCAGAUCUUGUUUUCUUGUUGUAACCAUAGAUCUUGUACUUGAGUUUUACUAAUUAUAUGUGACAACCCUCACCAAAACAGGUAUCCGUACAAAUUAAUUAAUAUUUAAUUUAUGCUUAA
This is a messenger RNA of Helianthus annuus (common sunflower), 980 nucleotides long. Its product is annotated as germin-like protein 5-1. Gene Ontology annotation, cellular component: plasmodesma; cell wall. The record is from RefSeq and is a predicted model, not a curated record. Lineage: Eukaryota; Viridiplantae; Streptophyta; Magnoliopsida; Asterales; Asteraceae. Gene Ontology annotation, molecular function: manganese ion binding. Bases 120 to 776 code for a protein of 218 amino acids. Gene Ontology annotation, biological process: plasmodesmata-mediated intercellular transport; regulation of root development. The transcript has 2 exons.